Molecule: messenger RNA, 1152 nt
Organism: Wyeomyia smithii (pitcher-plant mosquito)
Lineage: Eukaryota; Metazoa; Arthropoda; Insecta; Diptera; Culicidae
Gene: Nup37
Product: nucleoporin Nup37
Exons: 2
Coding region: 135-1106 (323 amino acids)
Cellular component (GO): nuclear pore outer ring
Molecular function (GO): protein binding
Source: RefSeq, a predicted model, not a curated record
AUUAUUCAAAAAACAGUCUGCGAGAAAAGCGCAAAAACGUUUCACUUUUGCACCUGCAACACCUAUUUAUAAACAAAUUAUUGUGUGCAUGUAAAGCGUGCUAAGCCGGUUGGAUUUAGUUUUUUGUCUGCAUUAUGACUAUGGAUCCUUCUAAUAGUUCCCCUCCGACGCAUUCAAUAUCUUUCACGGAUAAAAUUUCAACUUUUGAGCUUUCCAGUUACGAAUGGUCACAAAAUCUACUGUGUGUCGCCCUACCUGAUAAGUUACUGUUAGGAGUGGUUCGUUUCCCGGAGGAAAGCGAUUUGGAAUGUUUCGAAUGGAACCAGCUCAAGGAGAUACAUCACGAGACUCGUUGCCAUGCAGUAGCAUUUGCCCCGGAAACUUCACUCGCCGUUUUACCUAAAGUUAUUGUAAUCUGUACAGCUGGUGCGGAUUUCAACCUUAGAAUUUUAAACAGUGAUCUGGAGGAUGACAAUACAGUUCAAAUCCUUUCGGGGCAUAGGAGCUACAUAAAUCAAGUUAGCUGGGAUCCAGAUGGAGAAUAUUUGGCCUCGUGUGGCGAUGAUCACAUGUGCAUCAUGUGGAAACGAAAAGAGAAUUUUUCGAAGGGAUCGACUUUCUUUUUCGGCUCAGCAGUCGUUUCGGCGAAAUGGCACCCGGAUGAAACCGGCAAAGUGUUGAUUGCAGAAAAAUCAGGAAUUGUACAUUUAUAUAAUGUGGAAUCUAAGUUGGCUAUACUAUCGGUAGAGAGUAGCAAGAAUCCGUUGAACUAUGCCGAUUGGAGCUUGAAUAAUUCUGCUUUAGUCGUAGCUUUGGCCGGUGGAGAACUGGUUUUCUGGGAUCUUAAGAAACCCAGCCGACCCAUUGAAAACAAGAGAAUUCAUGAAGACUGUGGUCACAUCGUUAAAUUCGCACCUCAUUCUGAGGCGAUCGUUGCUAGUGUGGGUCGGCCGAGGACCACCCUGAAGGUUAUCCAUGCCAAAAACCAGAUACCUCAGGUAGAAGCUAAGUUGCUGCUUUACGGUGGACUUUGCUGGCAUUACCAGCUCCCUUAUGUUGUAGCCGGACAGGACAAAAAGUUGUGUUUUUGGGAGAUUUGUUCCUAAAAUAAUAUUGAUAAUUCCUAAUAAACUCGCAUUCAUUUUAUCGAUA